Molecule: messenger RNA, 2427 nt
Organism: Penicillium samsonianum
Lineage: Eukaryota; Fungi; Ascomycota; Eurotiomycetes; Eurotiales; Aspergillaceae
Product: putative ATP-dependent RNA helicase (Hrh1)
Exons: 2
Coding region: 1-2427 (808 amino acids)
Cellular component (GO): catalytic step 2 spliceosome; intracellular anatomical structure
Molecular function (GO): RNA binding
Source: RefSeq, a predicted model, not a curated record
AUGCCCGAAAAGGUCCGUACCGUGUUCGCGGACUCGGACGAUGAGAAGAUUGUGAAGCCCAAGCUCUCACUCCAUUCCACAGAAGAACCCGAGCGCAAGAAGAAGAGAAACAAGAAGCGCAAGCUCGAUGAGCCCGAAGCCUCCAAACCCGCCGAUCACGAUGAACCGAGGGAGAUCCCUGCACCUGCCAAGCAGGUAGAAACAGCAGUUUCUGUGCCAAAAAAGCGACCAGAGACAGUAUCUCAAACAAAUGGCGCACUAGCAUCAAAAUCAUACCCGAAAUCGAAGAGACCGUUCACCGAUACCAAAACCAACUUCACACCCUUACGAGAAAAGGCCAAAGCCCUUCUUGAGACGCGGCGAAAGCUCCCCGUAUUCGAAAAUGCCGAUCUGAUCCGCGAUCUGCUACGCGAACAAGAUGUGAUGCUUUUAGUCGGUGAAACGGGUAGCGGAAAGAGUACGCAGAUCCCGCAGUUCCUGGUGGACGAGUUCUGGUGUCGGCCCGUACCUACGCAAAUCACACGGGACGGAAAGACGGAAAAGAAAAUGGUCGGAGGAUGCAUCGCUAUCACGCAGCCGCGUCGAGUCGCUGCCAUUUCGCUGGCCCGCCGUGUAGCUGAGGAGAUGGGUACACCGCUUGGAUCGCAUUCGCCUGCUAGCAAGGUCGGCUACGCGGUGCGAUUCGAUACGUCUACAUCCCCCAGUACGCGGGUGAAGUUCUUGACUGAGGGAAUGCUGCUCCAGGAGAUGUUGCAUGAUCCGAACUUGACUAAGUACAGCGCUAUUGUCGUCGAUGAGGUCCACGAACGUGGCAUCAAUGUGGAUCUCACACUUGGAUUCCUACGUAAUCUUGUAUCCGGAAAGAAGGAGGGCCGGGGUGGUGUGUCGCUCAAGGUCGUUGUUAUGAGUGCUACGGCUGAUAUGGAGAGUCUAACGGACUUCUUCCAACAAGGAUUCAAACAUCCGGAGCCAGAGCAGAAGGCUAUCGAAGGAGCUGAGGCUGAGGCCGAUAAAAUGGAUACUUCGAGUCCAAAGGAUAUCUCUGUCUGCCGCAUUAAGGGUCGACAAUUCGCGGUCAAAACUAUUUACUCGCCCGCGCCAGUACAUGACUUCGUGGAUGCAGCGCUCAAAAUUAUCUUCCAGAUUCACCAGAAGGAGCCAAUGCCGGGUGAUAUCCUUGUCUUCCUGACUGGUCAGGAAACCGUCGAGGCCUUGGAACACCUGGUGAAUGAAUAUGCCAUGAGCAUGGACCCAUCACUUCCUAAAAUUUUGGUUCUACCUCUGUUCGCCGCGCUGCCACAGGCUGCCCAGCAACGCGUCUUCGCCCCUGCUCCACCACGAACGCGCAAAGUUGUUCUAUCCACUAAUAUUGCCGAGACUUCCGUCACUGUGUCUGGUGUGCGGCACGUGAUUGACUGCGGCAAGGCAAAAGUCAAGCAGUUCCGCACUCGCCUUGGUCUUGACUCACUCCUGGUGAAGCCUAUCUCCAAGUCCGCCGCGAUCCAGCGAAAGGGUCGAGCUGGUCGUGAGGCCCCUGGCCAAUGUUUCCGACUAUACACAGAGAAGGACUAUCUAGCCUUGGACGAGACAAACACGCCCGAGAUUCUGCGCUGUGAUCUGAGCCAAGCCCUGUUGAACAUGAAGGCGCGUGGCGUUGAUGACAUUGUUGGAUUCCCAUUCCUGACCCGUCCACCACGCGAAGCACUUGAGAAAGCUCUUCUGCAGCUAUUGAGCAUUAAUGCCCUUGAGGAUGAUGGAAAAAUCAGCGCCGUCGGCCUACACAUUGCCAAGCUGCCCUUGACUCCAACUCUGGGUCGCGUCCUGUUGGCAGCUGCCGAGAACGGAUCUGAAUGUUUGCUAGACGUCAUUGAUAUUAUCUCAUGCCUGAGUGUGGAGAACAUUUUCUUGAACACCACCUCCGAAGAGAAGAAGGAAGCAGCAGAGGCAGCCCGUCGCGAUUUAUACCGGCGCGAGGGUGACCACCUCACAAUGCUGAUGACUGUACGUGUCUAUGCCGCUGAACACGCCGACCGCAAAGCAUGGGCAGAACGGCACCUGGUAUCCCACCGGGCGAUGCAAUCAGUCAUGGACGUCCGCAAACAACUCCGUACCCAAUGCCGACAAGCCAAGCUGCUCACCAGCGAAGCCUUGAACAAUACCUCAUUACACGACCCCUCGCCCAUCCUCAUCCUCCAGAGUUUCCUAGCCGGAUUCGCGACCAAUACGGCUCGCCUCGUGCCCGAUGGCAGCUAUCGUACGAUCGUUGGAAACCAAACGGUCGCCAUCCACCCGUCGAGUGUGCUUUACGGCAAGAAGCUCGAGGCGAUCAUGUACAACGAAUUCGUAUUCACCAACCGAACUUACGCGCGUGGCGUUAGUGCUGUGCAGAUGGAUUGGGUGGGUGAGGCUUUGGCUGGGAAGGAUUGA